GUCUUUUUUUCCCCAUUUCUUCGCUCUCAUCGUCAUUUUUGAUGCAAUCAGUGUUUCAAUAGUCAUCGAUUGAAUUUUCAAUGCAAAUAAUCUGUGUGUUUCACAUAAAAUAAGUGCAAUUCAAAUAGCAGACAAUAUACAAUUUAAUCAACGAUUGAUUUUGUGCUUAAUUGAGGAAAUUUAAUUAAAAUUUAAUAUCAUUUCAAGACCAUAAGUCUUGGUUGCAUUAGUGACAGUAAAAUCGAUAUUCCUUCGAAAGAAACUUGUGCAUAAUUGAACCGCAUUUAAACAAACAAUAUUAACGAGCAUUUCAGAGUUUUGAUUGUGAACAGUUUUAUUUUUGUUUUCUCGUAACGUUCAGUGUUGAUUUGUUGAAACAAUUUGCGAAUCUGCCGUAAUGGAUUCGGGCAGCAUUUCGACGGCUUUACAGAAUAUGGACGUUGGUUGUGGCAGCGGAAACAUGGAAGAUGCCAUGCAGAAUUUCAUCAAAAAUCAUGUCCUCAGUAAUCCAAUUACAUGCGAAUCGACAAAAACAAAAGCGACGACUGAACAGAAAGAAGAGCGGAUUAAGCGUCCGAUGAAUGCUUUUAUGGUAUUUUCACAUCAAGCCCGAAAAAUGAUUGCCAAGAAAAAUCCCAACUUAAAAAACUCGGAUCUGAGCAAAUUUCUCGGUUCCACAUGGAAAAAUUUUACUGAGGAAAAGAAAGCAAUGUUCAAGCGAAAGGCGGAAGAGCUACGUGCCAAGCAUAAAAAAGACCAUCCACAGUACAAGUAUCAGCCACGUCGAAAAAAGUCCAAAGUAUCAGCAGCUGCCUCAUCGAUUGUUCCCGAAAAACCGGUACGCUCAUCAGCCAGUAAAAAAUCGGCUGCCAAAUUGAAGGAAUACAGUCGCAUGUCGGAUUCGUCAGCAUCGCCAAACAAUUCAGGCAACGAAUUGUACAUUGAUGAAUCAGUGUCACCGAUUUCUGAUCAAGCAUCACUGCAGCAAAGCUUUGGUUAUUCGUUACCGGAAAAUAUACCAUUCGACUAUCAUUGCAACGCUUAUGGAAACAAUAAUAACACCAGUCACAAUCACAACAACGGAAUUCACGUGAACAAUUCAAUUGCUACGGGAAUCGUGAAUGCAGGUCAUCGUCGAACACCAUGUGUCCUCACACCGCCCUCAACACCAAUCAAUUCCGAUUUGUCAGCGCUGAAUAUGGGCAAUAAUUUGCCAGCUCAUUUGUACUCCCAAAGUGGUUACCGUGCCGGUACUUCAACCAAUGAUUUUACAAGCGAAAAAAUAUCGCCAAUGCAUUAUUCGCCCAAUACGUAUGGUGGCCAUCAGACGACGGCCGUUGAUAUCUACACCAAUUUGUACAAUGAUUACACCAGUUGUGGCCAGGGCAGCAGUAGCACAGAUUUCAACAAUGAAUUACCAACAAUGGAAAUGCCGGGCGUUUACAAUGUCAACGGCUACAAUGGAUUUGAAUCGCACAAAUAUAGUGGCGAUCAUUCAGCAUAUUUCGAUAGCGAAAAGAAAUACGAUAUCGCUGGAGUGGAUAACAGUCGAAAUAUUUGUGUGCAAAAUGGCUACAUGCAUUACAACAAUUGUUGAUGGAAGGAGAAAAAAUGAAAAAAAAACGACAAAAACGCUAGAUUUUAAGUGAUACGUUGCAUAGCUACCAGUCGCACCCACACCCACACCAACUGAACAAAUACACCAUUGAAAACUUUCCUCGGCUACAUUCGUUGAUGCAUGCAUUGGCCAAACGUUAGUUUUGCAUUUUAAGUUUUAAAUCUCACAGUUUUAUUCGCCAUCAUUUGCAUUUACAACCAAACGGAAAAUACUUAAGUUUCGGUUUUAAUUUUCUUUCUUUAUUUUUCGUUCAAACUUUUCCAGUUAAUGCCAAAUAACGAACAAACGAACGAACACGAAUGAAUAAAAACCACUUGCGAUGGCUAUUUCUCUUUGAAAAAGAUAUUCAACACAAAAACAAAACACUGUAUAUCCGUUCCGUUUAAACUUAUGUUAGAAUUAUAAUUAAAACGUUAUUAAUUUUAGUUUAAAUGUUUAAGUAUCGCAGGAAAACAACAAAUCCGGCAUCAAACACUUUUCCACUUCAUUUAUUU
This is a messenger RNA of Contarinia nasturtii (swede midge), 2112 nucleotides long. Its product is annotated as transcription factor Sox-3-like. The coding region runs from base 398 to 1597 and encodes 399 amino acids. The transcript is spliced from 5 exons. Gene Ontology annotation, molecular function: DNA-binding transcription factor activity, RNA polymerase II-specific; RNA polymerase II cis-regulatory region sequence-specific DNA binding. Gene Ontology annotation, biological process: regulation of DNA-templated transcription; anatomical structure morphogenesis; cell differentiation. Lineage: Eukaryota; Metazoa; Arthropoda; Insecta; Diptera; Cecidomyiidae. The record is from RefSeq and is a predicted model, not a curated record.